CAGCAGUCCGUGGAUUCGCCACUGCACCUGCGCAAUCAUGGCAUGGCCGCGCGGACUGCACGCGCUGCCAGACAGGAGAGCUGGCAAUCGCAGCUGCAGCAGCUGGCCGGUGAUGUCCGAAGUCAUCAGGCGGCGGUCGGCGCCUUUGGCAAAGCCAGCAAGUGGCAGCAGGCGCUGGAAGUACUUUGGGCGCUUCCAGCCGCUUCGCUGGAGCCCAAUGUCAUCAUCUACAGCAUGGCGAUCAGCGCUUGUGAGAAAGGCGGGUCCUGGCAGUCUGCACUGCUGCUAUUGGAGGGCAUCAAUGAAAACACCGUGGAAUUUGAUGUCAUUUGCUUCAACUCGGCCAUCAGCGCCUGCGCAAAAGCCGCGGCUUGGACACAGGCUGUGGACCUCUUCCGCCACCUGCAGUCCUCCUUGCAGCCGGAUGUGAUCUCCUACAACGCGGUCAUCAGCGCUUGUGAGCGAAGCGAGCAAUGGGAGCUGGCGCUGCAAGUCUUGCAGGACAUCGGCAGGAGGCAAAUCGAAGCGAGCAUCAUCAGCUUCAACACCGCGGCGAGUGCUUGCGGGCGAGCUGAGCAAUGGCAACAGUCACUUCGCCUUUUUACGGAAGCGCAGGAUCGGAAGCUGCAGUCCAGCAUGGUAUCCAUCACAGCCGCCAUCGACGCCUGCGGCGCAGGCGGUUGCUGGCAGGGCGCGCUUGAGCUGGUCCUUCUUUCCGCCUUCAGCCUGGCGGCCUGCAAUGCUGCAAUCAGCGCCUGUGGGGACAAUGGGCGCUGGAGGCAUGCCCUGGACAUUUUCAGCCAACUGAGAAGCCUGCAGCCAGACAUCAUCACCUGCAGCGCCAUGAUUAGUGCCUAUGAGAAGGGCUGUGAGUGGCAGCGCGCCUGCGGCGCCCUGGAGGACUUGAGAUCACGCGGCCUGCGGCCCAACAUCAUCUCCUUCGGCUCGUUGAUCAGCGCCUGCGAGAAAGGCGGGGAGUGGCAGCGGGCGCUGGGGCUGCUGGAGGAGCUGAGGGCCGUGCGCCUGGAGCCCAACGACGUGGUGUGCAACAGCGCCAUCAGCGCCUGUGCAAAUCGCGCUCGCUGGCAGCUUGCCUUGCUGCUGCUGGAGGAGCUGUUGGUGAAGGAUGCCGCAGACGUGAUCUCCUUUAGCGCCGCGAUUAGCGCCUGUGAGGGGACCUGGGGCAAUUGCAGCAGAUGGGGAAAUGAGCAGCAGACCUUCUACAAGGUCAGCCACUUUCACCAGGAGGAGGGCAAGUGGCGUCAUGCACUGCAGCUGUUGGAGGAGCUGAGCCUUCGCGUCCGAGCCAACGUCGUGGCCUUCUCAGCGGCGUGCAGCGCCUGUGCCAAGGGCUACCGCUGGCAAGCGAGCCUGGCCCUGUUCUCCCAGCUUCAAGUGGCGCAGCUGCAGCCCACCGUGGCCAGCUACGACGCCUGCCUGCUGGCCCUGGACCGCGGCAGCCAAGCGAGCGCUGGCCUCGGGCUCUUCGGGCGCUUGAGGCGCGACGGCCUGGAAGCGGACUCCUUCCUCUACAGGUGCAUGCUGAGCCUUUGCGAGAGGGCUGGUGAAGGCGCCGCGGCCCUCGACUUUUUGGGGGACCUCGAGACCAUGGCCCUGGCCGCAUGGGAGGGGGAAAAGGAUGUCUUGUACAUGAUGGCGGUCUUGGGCAUGGACGCUGCACUUGUGAUUGGGGCGUUAUGCCACGGUGUCGACGUCCUGCUCCUGCUGGACAAGGACGUGCAGAAGCGGACUGUGGAGCUGGGAGCAGUCUCCUCCUUGCUUACUGUGUGCUACGAUGCAGUGCUAGCGUCUGCAGUGGCGUUGAAUGCUGACAUGUUGGACGCGGAUUUCAACCGUGUGAAGGUUGAGCUGAUAUGUGUGCAGUUCGACAACCUGACAAAUGACAGGAACUUCUUGGUGGGUGUACGAGAGAUGCAGGACUUGGAACGUGGCCCGUUGACAGCUCCAUUACAUCCAGCCACCUUCGAACAGGGUGAGGACUUGGAACGUGGUCCGGUGACAGCUCAAUCGCAUCCAGUCAUCUUCAGAGGGGAUGAAGAUUUGUUUGUGGUCUUCGAUGUGUACUCGUUCCAAGUUCACAUUAUGAGCGAUGGGGUGCAGCGUCUUUGCCAACAGCUGCUGCCGGUGGGUGAGAACAUGCCGGAGCAAAUUCUGGACAUAGCAAGCCCGGACACUCGGAUGUCCCUGGGCGGGCAAUUGCAGCUUGUGGGCAACGGAUUUGCCAAGCGAGCGCAGCCGCAGAAGGAGAGAGACCAGGAGGUGGUGACCUUCAAUUUGCUGGGCCUGUGCGAGCGGACGGCGACAGUGACCAUUGAGCACGACCAAGUGUUGAAGUGUUGGGUUGCCUGCAUGGUGCUUCUCAAGGGCUUCACGGAAGCCGUGUUGCUGCCCGGCAUCUUGGCACUGGAGCUGGGUCUUCUGUUCAAGCUGAUCCAGCUGGUGGAUGUCUUGUACAUGAUGGCGGUCUUGGGCAUGGACGCUGCAGUUUUGAUGUCUGGUCUCUCCCACAGCAUCGAUGUCAUGUUCAUGAUCACUUUUUCCUUUCCCGGACGCUUCAUGUAUGCGGUGCUGGCGAAACGCUCGGACGUCACCAUCCCAGAUUUGCUCGCCGUAUUUCUGGCGAUGUUUUGGGGCAUUUUGGCCGUACGAAGGCUCCUGAUGGAGAAUGUGCUCCUGAGGGUGGACGUGCAGAAGCGGACCGUGGAGCUGGGGGCGUCUGCAGUGGCGUUGAAUGCUGACAUGUUGGACGCGGAUUUCAACCGUGUGAAGGUUGAGCUGAUAUGUGUGCAGUUCGACAACCUGACAAAUGACAGGAGCUUCUUGGUGGGUGUACGUGAGAUGCAGGACUUGGAACGUGGUCCGUUGACAGCUCCAUUACAUCCAGCCACCUUCGAAGGGGGUGAGGACUUGGAACGUGGUCCGGUGACAGCUCAAUCGCAUCCAGCCACCUUCGGAGGGGAUGAAGAUUUGUUUGUGGUCUUCGAUGUGUACUCGCUCGAAGUUCACAUUAUGAGCGAUGGGAUGCAGCGUCUUUGCCAACAGCUGCUGCCGGUGGGUGGGAACAUGCUGGCUGCUGGGACAGAAUAUGAGUCCGAACAUAUCCUGGACAUCGCAAGCCCUGACACUCGGGUGACGAUGACCAAACAAUUGCAACUCAUGGCCAACCAAUUUGCCGAGCGAGAGCAGCAGCAGAAGGAGGCAGACCAGGAGGUGGCUACGGUGACCUUCAAUUUGCUGGGCCUUGGCGAGCGGACGGCGACAGCGACCAUUGAGCGACUUUGACUGAAUCGAACCUCCGGAGUUUACCGGAGACUCAGCCACUUCAUGGACCUGAUCACGGCCACUUUCUGGAAAUGAGCUCAUCCUGGUCGCAGCGCUCAAAGUCCCAUCGCAGCUCCUGUUCGAGGCAUUCCAGCCGAUCCAGCCGGUGCGGUAGAAUACGUCUGUGCCGUACUGAUCGAUCCGGAUCGAUCUCCCAGCUGUAUGUCACCAAGACCCCGCUGUGAUGGCAGUUCCGGGCUUCAAGGAUCGUCGGAAAGCUUGUUAUGAGAUAUAUCAACAGUUCUUUAGGUCCAUGUAGGUUUCAUACGUUUGGUGGCCAGCUUGAACUCGACCUAGUUUCCCCGACUCAUGGCGCAAAAAUGCCCUUGAAGUUGUGGUGCCACAUGAAAUGUCGGAGCCACAGCUUGCGGGAGGAAGCUGCUUGGAUCAAGCUCAACAGAGAAGGCACAAAGGGCAAUUGCCAAUGUGCGCUGCAGGUUGGGAUGGAACA
Effrenium voratum is the source of this 3793-nucleotide messenger RNA. Lineage: Eukaryota; Dinophyceae; Suessiales; Symbiodiniaceae. The record is from the annotation of a GenBank genome assembly.